AUAGCUUCACAUCAGAACUGAGACUAACCUUGUGGUUUUAACGCACACCCUGCUCUGUCCUGAAAUCUGGAACUCAUUACUUCAUCACCCAGAAACUGCACGAAACCGCCCCCCCACCCCCACUGGAGCUGGGGAAAGGAACGAGCAAACAUCCCUUUAAGAAAGAAACCUCUACUUGAAUGAUUUAAAUUAAGGUGGAUGGAAGUUAUUUCCCUUUCUGGCGCUUGCCAGAUUUCAAGUAAAGCUGAAAAAAAAUGGGAGCAGGGGGAGGGAAGCAACAGGCGGCUGGACAGCAGAAGAAAAAGCAAGGGGGCAGCAGCCGGGUUGAAAUGGGGGCCAUCAAUUUAAGUCAGAAAGGAAAAAUAAAAGCAGACCCAGCUUGGGUGUCACGUAGGUUCGUGGCUGCAGCAAAAGUCGUGUUUCGUAAAGUUGAAAAACAACCGGUUCCUCUAACUGUUGUGAUUUGGAAGGUUUCCCAGCGUUUGCCCGGAAGUUGACGAAUAAAUAAGAAAUGCAAUAAAAAUGGGGGUGGAGGGAAUGAGAGUGCGACUCGAGCGAUCUCCUCGGCCCGCCCAGUCCUCUCCUAAGAAACGUGCUCAUAAUGGGGUGACCUAAUUACAUCGCAAUGGAACUCCCUCUUAGCCACUCGGCGCACCGGGUUUCAUAACAGACCCGGCGGCCUCGAGUGCCGAGAAGGGACGUGCAGGGCUGACGAGGCGGCGGGGCCCGCGUGGAAAUAGGAAAGAAACACAACCCCACAAUUUCCGCCUGGGUCUUCACUCCGGCACCGGGGCGAAGGCGCAGGGAGCGGGUGGGGAGCACGUUAGCAACUUUUUAUCUGGGUGGGCAGGGGACACCCAAACCUAACAGCAAAUAAAUACAUGUUUUACGGUUUUUAAGAGAGUAAUACUGGACUGAGGGCCCCUCUGUUUCGUGGACCUCAUGUUCCCUCCCGCCCAGAGCAGCGUGACAAGCCAUAUGUUCCGUUCCCGCGGGGGCCGGGGAGAAGCAACAAUAAGUUCAAAGUGUCGCCUCCCUCCACCUUCGUUCUUACCAAAGUAACUUUUUUCAUUGUUCUAACGUCUGGAGGUGUGUGGAGGGGGGAGGAGGGGAAAGGUUGCUGUGCGGCCCGAAAGUCAGAGCGCGUGGAAAGUCAUGCUCGGUGUGUUUUUGGGGGCAGGGAGGUAGAAGAAGGGGCGUUCGUGAAGGAUUCAGGGUUUUCUUCACUAAAAAGUUUAAAUAUUGGAUGCGUUUAAGAAACGCCAAGCCUAGGCCUGCUAAAACAAACAAACGGCCCGGGCUGUGGUCUUUUUCCGCGAUGCCCCCCCCCUUCCCGCCCACACUCGGAGUGCAGCGGCUGCAAAGCAAGCGCGAGUGUAGACGCGUGCGGCGCGCUAAAUCUAAACCGUGCAGCGCUCGCCCCCGCCAGGCCGGGUCCUCCUGGGGAAAAAGUUUCCCCAGUCCAGCCCACCCCCGCCUCACUGAAAAAAAAAAAAAAAACCCAAAACCCAACACUUAAAACCCUAUAGUUGGACGUUUUGUGCGUCCCAAAGUUCCAGUCUCCUCGCUCAGCCGGGUAUGCGGAAGGGAGCCGAUGCGGAAGUCGGGAAAAGGUAAGCAGUGCGGGCACUUGGAGAAGUUUCAAGGCAGACCAGCUCAAGAUGGAAACCGCAGCCCGGGCGCUAAGGACGGGCUCCGGCUCCCGCUGGCAAAAAGAGAAAGUCGAGCCCGCCUUCCUGCCCGACAAGAAAACAACACAACAACUAGAACCCCGAAGGGGGUGGAAUGAGUGAUGUCACAGAGCCGCGCUCCGAGGUUGACAAAGGGGGGGGCGCGCACCUCCCCCUCUGCGCCGCGCGCGGCCCCACAGGGGCGCCUGAAGCUCUGGGGAGCGAAGCCGGCGGACUCGAAACUUUUCCUCUUUAAGAAAAAAAAGUUGUACGAGGCUCGGAGUGGGGUUUUUUUUUUCCGCCUUCUUUCCUUGUCUCCCCUCCCCCUUCUUCCUUUUGAAAGUUUCUACCUCCCACCCCCCUUAGCUUGACCGCAUGGCUGAUUCAACCUCAGUGUCAAUCAACUUUUUUCCCUCCUCUUCCUCAUUUAAAUGCGUUUAAAGCUCCUCCUCCCCGGCCAAUCUGAAACUUUAUAAAUUGGGCUUUCCGCGCCGCAGCCCGAGAGAGUCAGAAAGGCGAGGGGCGCCGGGAGCUGGCGUGUGGGACUCCAAACCCGAGAGCCGGAGGCUGCGCCUUCCCCGCACCGGGACCUUCGCGACACACCACAUACUCGCCCCUGCCCCGAGCGAGCGCCCAGGAUGACCACCACUCUCGUGUCUGCCACCAUCUUCGACUUGAGCGAAGUUUUAUGCAAGGGUAACAAGAUGCUCAACUACAGUACUCCCAGUGCAGGGGGCUGCCUGCUGGACAGGAAGGCAGUGGGCACCCCUGCUGGGGGGGGCUUCCCUCGGAGGCACUCGGUCACCCUGCCCAGCUCCAAGUUCCACCAGAACCAGCUCCUCAGCAGCCUCAAGGGCGAGCCAGCCCCAGCCCUGAGCUCUCGGGACAGCCGCUUCCGAGACCGCUCUUUCUCAGAAGGGGGCGAGCGGCUGCUGCCCACCCAGAAGCAGCCGGGAAGCGGCCAGGUCAACUCCAGCCGCUAUAAGACGGAGCUGUGCCGCCCCUUCGAGGAAAAUGGCGCCUGUAAGUACGGGGACAAGUGCCAGUUCGCACACGGCAUCCACGAGCUCCGCAGCCUGACCCGCCACCCCAAGUACAAGACGGAGCUGUGCCGCACCUUCCACACCAUCGGCUUCUGCCCCUACGGGCCCCGCUGCCAUUUCAUCCACAAUGCUGAGGAGCGCCGUGCCCUGGCCGGGGCCCGGGACCUCUCCGCCGACCGUCCCCGCCUCCAGCAUAGCUUUAGCUUUGCUGGGUUUCCUAGUGCCGCUGCCACCACCGCUGCCACCGGGCUGCUGGACAGCCCCACCUCCAUCACCCCACCCCCCAUCCUGAGCGCUGAUGACCUCCUGGGCUCACCUACCCUGCCCGAUGGCACCAAUAACCCUUUUGCCUUCUCCAGCCAGGAGCUGGCGAGCCUCUUUGCCCCUAGCAUGGGGCUGCCCGGGGGUGGCUCCCCGACCACCUUCCUCUUCCGGCCCAUGUCCGAGUCCCCCCAUAUGUUUGACUCUCCCCCCAGCCCUCAGGAUUCUCUCUCGGACCAGGAGGGCUACCUGAGCAGCUCCAGCAGCAGCCACAGUGGCUCAGACUCCCCCACCUUGGACAACUCAAGACGCCUGCCCAUUUUCAGCAGACUUUCCAUCUCAGAUGACUAAACCAGGGUAGGGAGGGACCCCCUGCCUACCCCACCCCCAACAACCCCGCAGCCACAUCCCAGACCCUUACCUCCCUACCCAUCCUUACAGCCCCUACAUUAACAAGGUUAAGCUCAACCCCUUUCCCCCAGAACCUUGAAAUGUCCCUUCUCCCUCUCCCAUUACCCCACCUAACAUAAGGACAAGUCAAUUUGUCAGUAGCUUCUUCUGGCUUGAAACCCCCUCCCUGGAUUUUAUAGCCCACUUACCAUGCAUAACAGACAAGUCCCAUAUUUGUCAGUAGAUGCCUUUUUUCUGGCUUAAGCCUUAAGUGCCAAAUCACAAAAGAAAAAGCAGUAACAGUUUACAGAAGCAACUUAGUGCCUUGUAAUCUAACUUUGUCACUGUGACUACAUUACCUCUUCAGCGCCAGAGGGCACCCGUGGGCCUCCCGGAGCCUCUGCCCAUGGGGAGGGGGAGGGGCAGGCCCAGAACCAGCAGCUCCCUCCACUGGCGACACAAGUGCACCUUCCCUGCUUCAGUCUCCCGCACACUUCCUCCUCCCCUCUCUUCCCAAUAUCAGCCCCCUCAGAGUUGUUGCCAGACUUGGAGUUUUGGGGAAACCUGUCUUGACAUUCAAAACCUUUUUCUUCCCAACCUGAACCCCUGUUGACUAAUCUUGCCUGGGUUUGUGGAGGUCUGCAGGAAGGCAGGCUGAAAAAGUGGACGAAGAUUUUGACUUAAGUGGGACUUUGUGAUUUUAAUUUUUUCUUUUUUUAAGUGGGGAGGAAGGGGACGCUAGAUGGACUAUGAGAGACUUGAUUUUGGUGCUAAAGUUCCCCAGUUCAUAUGUGACAUCUUUAAAAAAAAAAUAACAACAAAAAAAAAAUGAGAGAAAAGCUAAAAAAAAAUGUAAGGGGUGAGCAGUUAAUGGUAUUCAUUCCACAUACAUUAUCUGUGUAAAACGAUUUCCUGUAGAAGUAGCUUUAAUGGUUUUUGCUCUAGAAUACCGUAGGUCUAUCCUUAGAGCACUCACGCCAUGCUUUUUUCCCUUGGUUUUAAACUUCAUAUAACUUUCAGAAAUUGGAGAGCAAAAAUUUUGCUUGUCACUGCACAUCAAUAUAAAAAAGCUUAUUUAACUUAUCAAAACGUAUUUAUUGCCAAACUAUGCUUUUUUUUGUUAAUUUUGUUCAUAUUUAUCGGGAUGACAAAUCCAUAGAAUAUAUUCUUUUAUGUUAAAUUAUGAUCUUCAUAUUAAUCUUAAAAUUUUGUGACGUGUCUUUUUCCUUUUUUUCCACAGUUUUAAUAUAUUAUUCUUCAACGACAUUUUUGUAACUUUACACUUUUUUUGGUUAUUUUAUUUUAAAAAAAUGAAAAAUUAAUUUAAAAAAAUGCAAAAAACUGUUGGAUUAUUUAUUUUAGAAAUUCCCCCCUUUGUGUUGGACUGCAAAUUGAGUUUCUUUCUCUUUAGGCCUUUUACAACUAGGACUGAGAAUGUAUGUAAAAGUUCUGUGACAGUACAGAAGGAAAACAACUUUUUAUGUAUAGCUUCUAAAAGGGAAAAAAACAAAAAAAGAGAGAAAACCCUUUGACUUCCACGUGCCCAUCUCAAGACAUUCCACUCGCAGAUUUGAGGUUCUGGAUUCCAGGUUUGGAGUUUUCCAAUGUUAAUGUAAACAGAACUGGCACACACACAUAAGAUGAAUGUAAUUAUUAUUCCUCUUGCUGGUCACUACCGUCGCUUUCUAUUUCUCUUUCUUUGUGUGAAUUUAUUUAAAAGAAAAAAAACUUUUUGUAACGACUAUUUGCAGUUUAAAAAAUCAAUAAACCCCGUUUUUUCAAGAAACA
Molecule: messenger RNA, 5152 nt
Organism: Microcebus murinus (gray mouse lemur)
Lineage: Eukaryota; Metazoa; Chordata; Mammalia; Primates; Cheirogaleidae
Gene: ZFP36L1
Product: ZFP36 like 1 zinc finger CCCH-type
Molecular function (GO): mRNA binding; metal ion binding
Source: RefSeq, a predicted model, not a curated record